Molecule: messenger RNA, 895 nt
Organism: Exophiala oligosperma
Lineage: Eukaryota; Fungi; Ascomycota; Eurotiomycetes; Chaetothyriales; Herpotrichiellaceae
Exons: 3
Coding region: 112-555 (147 amino acids)
Biological process (GO): translation; ribosomal large subunit biogenesis
Cellular component (GO): cytosolic large ribosomal subunit; ribosome
Molecular function (GO): structural constituent of ribosome; RNA binding
Source: RefSeq, a predicted model, not a curated record
GCGAACACAACCAAGGCGACAAUAAUAUUCCAACACUUUUCUUGUACGCACAUUCACCUCUCUCCUCCGCAAUCCAUACGCUGAUCAACCGCGCACAGUCUUCUCGCCAAAAUGUCGAACGUUGAUAUCAAGGCGGCCGGGUGGAAGUUGGUCGAGGUCGGACGUAUUGUCACCAUCCGACAGGGACCCUUCGCCGGCAAGUUGGCUGCCAUCGUUGAGAUCAUCGAUGCUGGAAGAGUCCUGGUUGAUGGUCCCUCAACGAAAGAAGACGCCGUCGUCCCCCGACAAGCCGUUUACACCAGCACAGUCACUCUGACCCCUUGGGUGAUCUCUAUCCCGAAAGCUGCCGGUACUGGUGCCGUCAAGAAGGUGUGGGAGAAGCAGGAGGUUGACAAAAAGUGGUCCGAGUCGUCGUGGGCGAAGAAGAGAGAGCAAGCAGACCGAAGGAAGAACCUGACAGACUUUGAACGAUUCAAGGUCAUGAGACUGAAGAAGCAGCAACGAUUCGAGACACUGAAGGCGCAAGCUAGAGUUCGGGCGACGGCGAAGGCAUAAACCAGGAAUUGUUUCGGCGUCAUAUGAAAAUUCAACCGGUUCAAAUAACAACACAAAAGGCAUGCGGGCUGUGGGCAUGUCGAUAAAAAGACCUCAGUGAUGGGGGUGGCAAGGAUCGUUCGUGGCUGUGGCUAUUCUGCUAUUUCGCCCGCGCGAGCAUCUACCAGAGCAUGAUCCAAUAAAUUCAUGAAACUCGAAAACCAAGAAUUGACACGAUCCUCCGUAAGCAGGGCAUCGUUCUAUGGAGACGUCUGUGUUUCGAGGCUUGCGCUUAAAAAGCUUUUUACAGAUUCAAUCAGACGUAACUCUUUACUCCAAAUGUUUCUACAGAACAUAUCCC